Alternaria alternata is the source of this 1474-nucleotide messenger RNA. RefSeq lists its product as hypothetical. The transcript is spliced from 2 exons. NCBI's taxonomy places the organism in Eukaryota, Fungi, Ascomycota, Dothideomycetes, Pleosporales, Pleosporaceae. The record is from RefSeq and is a predicted model, not a curated record. Gene Ontology annotation, biological process: mycotoxin biosynthetic process. Bases 451 to 1281 code for a protein of 276 amino acids.
ACUCCGGACAUAUGCAUCAACUAAGUUUGACUGUGUCAUCUCCAGCCACCAAUGCGAGCAUCUGAUUGAUCUCUACUCAUUGCAAUAUCUUUUCUUGGCAUGUAGCACGAAUCGUCUCAACCUUCUUCCAUCAGGAUAUGCAAUGCAGCGUGCUGUACCUGCAUGCGCCCGUCAUUGCAAUGCCUACAGAGAACUGAUACUCCUGCUAAGGUUUUUGCUCUGUAGUAAUGAUCUAGGGCCUGCUAUGGUGGUGAUCACUGUGGCUGCCAUGGCUCGUAACGUCUCAUCGAACGAUUGGCGUCGCAGUAUGCGUUUGAGCGUCAAGGCAAAUGAACAUCAUGCAGAGUUCACGCCAUCGUCGCUAUGGACUCGCCCAGAUACAUUCACUAAACUACAGGUAUAGCUAUGUCAUCAUUCGCAGCCCACGAAUCCAGUCACGACGUCUCUAUCAUGGCAUUCGCGACGGACGACUCAACGAAGCGCAACCAACGAUACGACUCCCUACGCGACACCGACGACCACUCCGAUUCGAGUACAGAGAUCGGCGAUUGGGAGGUAGAAGAAGCAGUCCAGCGAAGACGGCGGAAGAAGACAGUAUGGAGGAAGCUGAAAGGCUACAGAUGGGUACUAGACACUGCGCUUUUCCUCGUUAUCGUAGGAUUGCUGGUAGAGAAGAGAUGGCAAACACAUACAAAAAGCCACCAGUACGAGCUCGCAGGGGAUCUUACAGGCUUCGCCCCAAGGUUCUCACAACAGAUUGUGAGCUUUAAGCCCGAUCCAGUUUUCGCUCCGGAAGAUGCGAUGCAGUUUUGGAGCAAUGAGACGCAGCAUGCAUGGUUAAACAUCGUACCAGAAGGCCUGGGCUAUGUCAAUGUCGAAACUCCCUCGGAGUACUCCAACCUCCCCACCCCGAUACACGACUACCCUAAUCAUACCGUCUUCACCACAUCCGUAACGCAUCAGCUUCACUGUCUAUACACCAUAUUGGGCGCGUACAAUUCCAUGAAACUUAUGGUCGCCUCGCCAGUGUCGGCGGACCCUGUCAAGAUGCCAUGGCACAUCAAUCACUGCUUUGAAUACAUCAGACAGGCAAUAAUGUGCGCGGGAGAUGUGGCACUGGAAGGAGCUGCGACAAGUUUCCCAGGCGAUGAACACGGUGAGGAUCGAGGUGGAAGCGAUGGGUGGGAUGCGAAGCAUGUGUGCAAAGACUACGGGCAAAUAUACGAGUACUUGGAGAAGAAAACGAUCAAUCACAUGAAGUGGAUCUCGUCGGAUAAGUAAUCCACAUCAUGUCCUCGGGAAUAGCACGUGAAGACGAGUAGGUUAUGGCGCGGGCCGUUUGGACCCACGAGUGAGCCAAAGUAGCUGCGCACACAGAUGACGUGGUUAUCAACUUACAAUCAACCUUUUCAAGUCAUUAGUACACGCCGUUGUAGUAUACUUGCUCUAUUGAGCAUAUCCGUGAAGAUGAAGU